Messenger RNA from Oryzias melastigma (Indian medaka), 2793 nucleotides. It is a transcript of the gene arxa, whose product is annotated as aristaless related homeobox a. The coding region runs from base 345 to 1739 and encodes 464 amino acids. Lineage: Eukaryota; Metazoa; Chordata; Actinopteri; Beloniformes; Adrianichthyidae. Gene Ontology annotation, biological process: regulation of transcription by RNA polymerase II. Gene Ontology annotation, molecular function: RNA polymerase II transcription regulatory region sequence-specific DNA binding; DNA-binding transcription factor activity, RNA polymerase II-specific. The record is from RefSeq and is a predicted model, not a curated record. The transcript is spliced from 5 exons.
CUUGCACUGAAGCUUUGGAUGAAAUUGAAUCUGCUGCAGGUUUGAGUUCGCUCCGGCGAGAGGAAAAAAAGACCCAAUCCAUGUCGGGUUUUGUUGCCUUUCUCUCAAAUUAACUUUAAUCGUAAAAUAUAUAAAGCUGCCGCGCGCUGUUUCUCUACCCGCAAACACACACGAGCCAAUCAGGCGCGCGGAGAGCAGCGCGAGGCGGCCAAACCGCCGCGUGUCAUUACAAUCUGAGAGUUUGACAGAGGAGAACGGGGGAAGGAAGAGGAGCGGACACAGCGAACUGACAGACUGAGGAAGAAGAGAGGGGAGCUCCGGAGCUGGGAAGAGGAAACGCAGACAUGAGCGGUCAGUUUGAGGACGAUAUCCACGAGCGCGGGGAGAGGAAGAGCAGCAAGUCUCCCACACUGCUCUCCUCGUACUGUAUAGACAGCAUUCUGGGCCGCCGGAGUCCCUGUAAGGUCCGGCUGAUCGGAGCGCAAACUUUGACGGCGCUGCCGUGCAGAGGGGAGCUCGGCAAGGCGGCUGAAGGGCCAACGAAAGAGCCCAUCUCCCUGAGCGCCGACAUGCACCUGCCUCCCAAGCUCCGUCGGCUCUACGGACCAGGAGGGAAGUACCUCCACGAGCACGCGGAGAAACUGGACAGGGAGAGGCUGCUGCUGGAGCAAGCCAGCGAGAGUCUGAAAAUCAGCCAAGCGCCGCAGGUGAGCAUCAGCCGCAGCAAGUCCUACCGCGAGAACGCCUCACUGAGCCGGGGAGAGGGCGACCAGAGCCCCGGGGAGGUCUCGGAGGACGGCAGCCUGGGACUGGUGGAGCUCGGGCCCUUGAAGUUCGAGGACGACGCGGGGAAGGAGGAGGAGAACUGCGGGGACGCGGGCGCGCUGUCCCCGAAGGACGAGGAGAGGGAGGGCUUGACUGCCGGGGAUGGGGACGUGAGGGACGGGGAGGACAGCGUGUGUCUAUCGGCGGGCAGUGACUCAGAGGAGGGGAUGCUGAAACGGAAACAGAGAAGAUACAGGACUACCUUCACCAGUUACCAGCUGGAGGAACUGGAGAGGGCUUUCCAGAAGACGCACUACCCCGAUGUCUUCACAAGAGAGGAGCUCGCUAUGCGUCUGGAUCUCACAGAGGCCCGCGUCCAGGUGUGGUUCCAGAACCGCAGGGCCAAGUGGAGGAAGCGUGAGAAGGCCGGGGUGCAGGCCCACCCACCAGGCCUGCCCUUCCCAGGCCCCCUGUCAGCAGGCCACCCCCUCAGUCACUACCUGGAAGGAGGACCUUUCCCUCCUCACCCCCAUCCAGCCUUGGAAUCCGCCUGGACAGCUGCUGCAGCUGCGGCGGCGGCGUUCCCCAGCCUCGCACCUCCACCCCACAACGGCUCUGCCCCACCCCUGGCCACCCCACUAGGCUUGGGUACUUUCCUGGGCACAGCUGCCAUGUUCCGCCACCCCGCCUUUAUCGGACCCACUUUUGGCAGGCUCUUUUCUAGCAUGGGUCCUUUAACCAGUGCUUCCACCGCUGCAGCGCUCCUCCGUCAGCCUGCACCCCCAGUAGAGAACCCCUCCCAUGCUGGCUCGGUCCUCCCUGACCCUUCCUCGUCCUCCUCCUCCACUUCAGCAGCAGCAGACCGCCGGGCCUCCAGUAUCGCCGCGCUGCGCCUAAAGGCCAAGGAACACUCCGCUCAGCUCACCCAGCUGAACAUCCUGCCCGCCGGAGCCGCAGGGAAGGAGGUGUGCUGAACACUCAACACCAGCUCUAGGCCUCCCCGUCCCAGCCUUCUCUUUUUUUUUUUUUUUUCCUUCUCCCCUCCAACAAAAAACUCACUCAUGCCUCUGGAGGCUGGCAUCCCUUUUCCAGUCAUCUCUGUUACCUCACGUCUCCCCAACAUUAUAGCACGACCAAAUUCAGAAAAAAGUGUUUGUGUGUGCCUGAUUAAUACUUUUUUGGGGGGCGAGAAGGGAAUAAGUUCUUAAAAAAACAGUAAAUAAUUGAGGUUUUUAGAAGUCUCCAAUAACUUCCCCAGCACUUCAAACUGUCCUGGACUCCCUAAGUUCAUCCAAAGAUGUACCAAACUUCAAGGAACUGAUAUUCUGGAGCUUAUAGCAAACUCACAUCAUUUUUUCUGAAGCAGAUUUUUGGCACACGCAAAUACAGAAGAACCGGAUCAUAUAUGGAGACAAAAAAGAUAAAUAAAUAUGUGCGCUACUUGAGUAGUGGAGAGAACAUGAAUCAUCUGUAUGCAUUGAUGUGGGCUGAACCUCUAACAAAGACGUGUUGGAGGAGGUCCCCCCCCUCCUAAACCAAAGGAAAACUGACCUUCCAUAGCCUUCACUACAAGUCUGACUCUUUUCCAAGUCACACAAACAGCCUAUAGAAAUAUAUUAUACAUUUAAGGUUUUCCACAUCAGUGCAAUAUUUCUUAAAUUUCUAGCUGUUUAUUUUCCCCCCUCUGUGAUUAUCACAGCAGUGGCAUUUCCACUGAGCAUUGAGACUGGAGAUGUGUCUGUACUGACCUGACUGAGUGAAAGAAAACUGUACAUAAUGUGUUUAAAAAAAUAUGAUUUUCAAAACACAGGGUCUUGCAUAUUUUAGAAGACUGUGUUUUGAUAAUUUGCACUCGGUGUGAUGUUUUCUGUCGCCCUGUAGAUUACGCCUGUGUUUAUGAAUUAUUAGGUUUUUAGAUUAUUAUUUAUGUCAAGGCUUUUCCCCAGAGAAAAUGACUGAAAUCCCUUUUUUUUGUUUCCUAAGUGAUUGUAAGUUUAGUAAUUUGAAUAAAUCACAUUGCUAAAAUGA